Molecule: messenger RNA, 6029 nt
Organism: Larimichthys crocea (large yellow croaker)
Lineage: Eukaryota; Metazoa; Chordata; Actinopteri; Sciaenidae
Gene: znf687a
Product: zinc finger protein 687a
Exons: 11
Coding region: 146-4180 (1344 amino acids)
Source: RefSeq, a predicted model, not a curated record
GAGGAGGAGGAGGUGUCAACAACAUUUCGGGGGUUUCGUGGGAAGUCGCUCUCGCGUGAUUUGGUGACGGAGAACUUAUGCGUCCGAGAGGAAAGUCAGGAACCAACUUCGGUGAACUAGCGGGUUUUUGAGCCUUGUGCUGGCGAUGGGGGACAUGAAGACCCCCGACUUUGAUGAUUUGCUGGCAGCUUUUGACAUUCCUGACAUCGAUGCCAAAGAAGCCAUUCAGUCAAGUCCGGACGAGGACCGGGACGAGGUGGGGAAUAACGCGGACGAGGGGGAGAGCGCGUCUCCGUCGUGCUUUCCCUGCCCUCCUGCGUCACACGCCGACCCCCCUGUGGUCAGCGUUAUCGUGAAGAACACGGUGCGGUCGGAGUCUUUCGAAGAGGAGGAGAAGUCUGCCAGGGAUAAGACAGACAAUCCAUCAAGCAGUGGCUUAAACUCUCAGGUUCAGGUCAAGUUUGGUGACCUCACCUCGCAGCUUGGUCCCAAAAUACCUGUUGAUGCCCUCCCCAUGGAGCCCCAGAUUGCCAAUGGUUUUGAGGGAUCUGUCCCCAGGGAUCAGGGACAGUCCAACACAGAGCCCUGGCCCAGUUGUUCGCCGUUGAGAUCCACACUGAACGAGGGCGACAGUGAUAAAGAAGACGAGGCCGGAUCGGUCCGGCACACGACUGACGUCAUGAACAGUUUGAAGCCGCUCCUCUACCUCCAGUCUUCGACUAGUGUCGGCCCCUCGACUCCUCCCUCCCCACACUGUGCGAGCCCUCGCCUUUCUCCUCACUCCCCUCAGAAGGAGGAAACUCGUCUCCCGAGUAACCCGUCAUCUCCUUUAACACAAAACGGGAGUAUCAAGUCUGGCAUUAAGCGUGUUAUGCACUCGGAUGAAGAUGACUCGGAGCCAGACUUAGGAAGUCCACUUGUGAUCCAGGAAAGCCCGGACUCUGUAAUGUCCUCCCCUCCCAAAUUUAAACACAGAGCAAAAAUUCGGCGCCCUGAGUUGUUUGGCUCUCCUGAAACUUCUUCUCUUGUCUCUCAUCCUCCUCAACUCUCGUCACAGGCAUCUCCUAAACCUAAACCCCGACUUGAGGAAGAGGAACGACCCGCAACACCCUGUUCUCCUUCAACAGCUCCUCAGCCACAGAGCCCCAAGGACUGCCUCCCCUCUGUUAGCACAGACUCUGCAUCAGUCCAAGAGGAGAAAUACCCAGAGCACGUGAUUGAUGAGAGGGACUCUCCUGAAAGCCCACCACCCAGUGAGAUGGGUCUUCUGGUCCCUAAGACAAGCAGCAGCCCUGAUUUGACCGAAACAUCAGAUCUAGCUGCGAACCACAACUUCCACGACCAAGAGGAGUUAAUGGAAAGUGAGCCCAGAGAAGAAGACAGGCCAGGCGACACCGAGGAGCUGAGUGAGAAGGUGGAUGGAGAUGGAGGAAAUUUAAAUGAGGAGAGCUGUGGUACUGACUCUGAGGAUCCGGUGUCUGCUAGUGCUGCAGAGGCGGUUGCACCUCCACUGCGUCCACUCAAAGUUAAAAUCAAAAUGCGUACAGGCAGCAUUACAAGGACUGUGACCGGUGUUGCACCUAAAAGAAGCGGAAGAGCCACUACCAAGGGUGCGGAUGGUUCAAAACCUUCACCAGAACUUCAUAACACGAGAUCCAAGAGGGAGUUACCACCGCAAACUCAGAUGCCUUCAAUGGCGAUGCGCCAGGAAGGUCCCCGCGCGGUCAAAGACAAAACCGCAGCGGACACCAAGCAUAAAGUUUCCCCGACAGCUGUCAGCAUCACCAAAACUGCAGCCCUGCCCUCCGUCUCAGUCUCCUUUCCCAGAGUCAGUCCAGGCGGGCUCAACCCUCGCAACCUGGCUCCGAAAAGUUUGAGCAGUGGGGUGACGCUUCCUGCGCCGUCACCUCUGCUCCAACAUCAAGGUAGCAGCAGACCUGCCUCCAUAGUUAACAGCACUGGGGCGAUCAUAUCCAAGAGCCAGACCAACCUGGUCGAAGCUUUUAACAAGAUCCUCAACAACAAAAACCUGCUGCCCAGCUAUAAACCAGACCUGAGCUCACCUCUUCCUGCAGAGUGGGGCCUUCCUCUCCCUGCACAGGGUUACCGCUGUUUGGAGUGCGGCGACGCCUUCGCUCUGGAGCAGAGCUUGGCUCGGCAUUACGCUCGGCGCUCGCUGAGGAUCGAGGUGACCUGUAAUCACUGCGCCAAAAGGUUGGCCUUCUUCAACAAGUGCAGCCUGCUUUUGCACGCCAGAGAGCACAAGGAGAGAGGCCUGAUCAUGCAGUGUUCACACCUGGUCAUGAAACCUGUACCUGUGGAGCAGAUGAUCAGCCAGCAGGAACCUGCAGCAGUCGGUGGGCUCUCUCCAUCUCUUCCGUCAUCCUCUUCAGCACCGUCAUCAUCCUUUUCAGGCCAGGCCACGCCACAACCGACACCCCAAUUGCACAAAGCAACAUCCAACAAGAAAGCAGAGGCAGGGCAGCACAUGAGUAAAUGUCCUGAGUGUCAGGCUCAGUUCAGCAGCAAAGAGGAGCUGGCUGAGCAUUUCCAAGAAAUCAAACCAGCACAAACCGCUUCAUGCACAGAGUGUUCUCCUCCCAUGCUCCUGCCCAACAGCUGCAGUGCAGCAGCUCACCAGCGCAUCCACCAAGGCUGUGCGCCACACGUCUGCCCAGAGUGCGGGUGCGCGGUCAAACAGCCGCUAUUUCAAACACACCUGGAUGAGACCUGUUUGCACUCUGCACGCCGCAUCGGAUACAGAUGUUCCAGUUGUCUCGUGGUGUUUGGAGGACUCAACUCGGUGAAGUCUCACAUCCAGCAGGCUCAUUGUGAUAUGUUCCACAAAUGCCCCAGCUGCCCCAUGGCUUUCAAGUCUGCUCCGAGCAUCCAGAACCACAUCAGUGCCCAACAUCCAACGCAGACUGAAGGACAGACCAUGUCGAUCUAUAAAUGUGUCAUGUGUGACACAGUUUUUACAAACAAGCCCCUGCUGUACGUCCACUUUGACACUCAUUUAACCAAUCAGAAGGUACAUGUUUUUAAAUGCCCCGAGUGUACCAAGUUAUUUUCUCAGAGGAACUCUCUACUGGACCAUUUCAAGACCCAUAAGACUCCCACUUUAAAACAAGAGUUGCCUUCAGCUCCAGCUGCUUCCUCUCGUUCGCGUCCUUCAUUGAAGUUAGAGAGCUCAGAUGGGGAGGAAUUGAUGGAAAAGGACAAAGAAGAGAAAGUGAAGACGGAAAGAACAAAGACGCCCUCAGGAUGGAAGUGUGCGCCUUGCCACGCACGCUUCACAGACCGGGAAAACUACAUCACCCAUAUGGCCGAGCAACACAGCAAGGCUCUGAAGAAGUUCCCUUGUAACAAGUGUGAGAGCUCCUUUACCACCACCUCCAGUUUGAGACGUCACAUCAGGGACAAACACAAAGCCAUGAAUCGUGGCUUUCGCUGCCAGUUCUGUAGUGAGAGUAAGAAAACAUUCAGCAGCAGAGCGAUGUUGGAGAGGCAUAUACAGCUGAGACACAGCAUGGGCACGGAAAGCCAGGGCACCUUAAUGGGAGGCGGAGAGGAGGCCGACAGUUCCUCAGAACACGACGGCAGUUCGGGGCCUCGCAGGAGACGAAGAGGAGCUGUGAAGAUGGAGCAGGACGAAGAGUCCACAGAUGGGGUGAGUCCAGUAAAGAAGUCGCAGUCCUCCUCCUCCUCCUCUGCUCCUGCCCCAUACACCACUCCCGAAUCUGGGUUCCGCUGUGCCCCCUGCGGCUUCACCACAGAGGACCAGGCGGUGUUCCUGGAGCACAUCAGCCAGCAUCGACGUGGGGCGACAGAGGGUGGAGGUCAGCAGUGUGUACAGUGCGGCGCCUGCUUCACAUCCAUCUCCUCCCUGUCGCGCCAUCGCUUCAUCAUCCACAAAGUGAGAAAUGCAUUCACCGACAACCAGCAAUCCCUCAGUGCACACCCGGCACGUUCCCCCGGUAACAGCAAGAACCACGACGAUAAGAGUUCUCUGGACGGUUCGGCACCAGCGUCGCCCUCCUCUCAGGGGAUGGAAGAGGAGGGCACGCUGGCCUGUAAGGUGUGCCGCAAACAAUUUGAAAAGGCUUCGGAUCUGAAUACGCACUUCCGAACUCACGGUAUGGCUUUUAUCAGUGCAAGGAACGCAGGAAAAACUACCUAAGUGCCAAAUACGUGGGGGAAGAGCAUUGGUUAGUUGAUAAAAGAAAGAAGUGCCUUAUUUAUCGUCACACUUAUGCACUAAUUUAACCAAAGAUGGGUAGAACAGAGUUUGUAUGUGAAUAGAUUGUAAAAGAAAAAUGUGAUUUUCACUGGUCGAGAUCAGCCUUAACCUUCUACUUCUGAUACUCAGGAUCUAAAGCUGCAUUUCUGUGUUCAGUAAAGAUACUAAUGAGAUUAGAGCUACUUCCCGGUCAGUGAACAGUUCACUGCUGCAGCCACAUUCACAUAAUCAUGUGAGAACUGUGAAUGUUGGAACCAAAUCCCACUGUGAUUACGAAGGCUGUCGUUGAAAGACAGCGAUGGAAUGUUUCGAUUUCAAUGUUUUCAUCCUACUGAGCAGAUUGUUGAUUUGCAUUUGAUUAUACAUUUAUUUUUUACAUUCAUUUAGAGAAUCAUUGUGUUGCUUUAGAGUAUGUUAGCUCAGUUUCUAUUGUGUGUGUGUGUGUGUGUAUACUUUCAACUUAUUGCCGGCCAUUUUCACAAUCAUAGAAGAACAUUUCAGGUUGAUUCCCAACUUUGAAUGACAUUAAUCCAUUUAUUUGAUUCAGACUUGAACUUUUAACAGUUCCUUGCUGAGCUGCAGCGGAGGGACACAAAUAAAAACGAGUACACUUUGAACCAAAAAGACUGAAACUUUGUAAAUUCCCAUUAUAUUAAUCUGAAGUUUGGAAUGAGGACUGUGGAUUUUAUCCCCCAUCAUUACAUUGGAGCUAUCUCUUUAUUGCCAUUAUAGGCAUGAAGAAUAAUUCACCAGUCACCAGCAACUCAAUGAAAAUAGGAGGUUUUUUCUUUACUGUGUUUCAAAAGAGACUUCAACGAAAUGUGAAUCCAUCCUUUUUAAUGUGUCGUGGUAUUGGUAACCUGUGAGUUUUAAGUCCCUGCAUGUUUAUAUUUGUAUUAUACUUGAUGUUGACUAAUAACUUUGGGAAAGAUGGGAAUGCAAUCUGAAGGUUUAAACUAUGCUUUGGGAAAUGGACAGCGGUAAUCUGAAGUGCAUACAAGUUGUAAUUGAACUGAAAGUUUAAUUUUUUUAAAGGAAUGUACUGUAUCAGAUUAACUGAUUUGUUCCUUCUCUGUGUGCAAGAGAUGGAAGUAAAAUGUGGUUUGGCUUUUUCGGUUUGGGCGAUGUAUUUGUCUAAAUGUUUAUUUUAAUAAGAUUAUUGUAAAACGAUCAGUAAUCAUGUAUGUGAAUAUGAUUCCUUAUGCUUUUCUAAGAAGAUGAUAACAUGUUGAACUUUGCAUUUAAAUAUUUUCUUCUGCGUAUCUGACUUCAGCACUAGUAAACUAGAUGAAAAUAAUCGGACAGGGUAUUUCAGGGGGUAAAGUCAGGUUAGCCAGCUUUGUGAAACACCCUGCAGGUCGUGUUAUUGACGGACAGGUGACAGCUUAGCUUCCACAUCAACGCAGAAACACAUGAAACUGAAAAAAAUGAAAACAAAAAUGUUGCUUGGUAUAGAGAGUUGUUUUGAAUGCUGUGUUUUGAUUUAAUUCCUACGUUUAGUGGCACCAUUUUUUAAAAAACAUUUUUUAGCUUAUGUCUCAGCCUGCUGGUCUGCUGAAAUAUCGCUGACCACAGAAUCCUAGAUUGAACUAAUAUCCAUGCGUCUGUAUGAGUUUUAGAAACAAAUAAAGAACUAUUCCUUUAUUGUGCUGUAAUCAUCAUCAUCAUCAGUGACCUGUUAGCGCUCGUGUUUACUUUCUCAGGAGAUCAUCCAACGCUUUAACUUUCUGUUUUUGCAUUUACAAGACCAAAUGUUUCUAAAAAAUGAUUAAUAAAAACUGGCACAUUG